Messenger RNA from Leptopilina heterotoma, 3273 nucleotides. Its product is annotated as RNA-binding protein squid-like. The record is from RefSeq and is a predicted model, not a curated record. Gene Ontology annotation, molecular function: RNA binding. Gene Ontology annotation, cellular component: nucleoplasm. Bases 194 to 1015 code for a protein of 273 amino acids. Gene Ontology annotation, biological process: regulation of gene expression. NCBI's taxonomy places the organism in Eukaryota, Metazoa, Arthropoda, Insecta, Hymenoptera, Figitidae. The transcript has 2 exons.
GUAAAAGGAAUUGGAAACCAUUACUGUUCUCUUUCCCGAUCGUAAGCCGGCACCGGUUCACUAAAAGAACCGAUAUCACUUUGUUAGUAAGUUUUUCAUAAACGGAAAGCCGAUAAAGUUUGUGAGUCUUUUCUUCGUAUUAUAAUUUUAAUAACGCGUAUCGGCUUCGAGAAACAGUGCUCGUCGCAUAAGUAUGGCAGCAGUAGACUUUUAUCAGAAUCAGCAGCAAGCCGAUGGACAGAAUCAAAAUCCACAGGCCACGGCUGGUAUUCCUGGCAAGGAUGACGAGCGAAAACUCUUUGUUGGUGGAUUGUCCAGGAACACAACCGAAAAUGAACUCCGGGAACAUUUUGGCAAGUUCGGCGAUAUUGAGAGCGUCUCUGUAAAAAUUGACCCCUAUACCGGAGUUUCCCGAGGUUUUGCAUUUAUGGUCUUCACGAAUCCGAAAACCAUUGACAAAUUAUUGGCGUCAGGCGAACAUUACAUCAACAAACGUAAGGUGGAUCCGAAACGAGUGAGCAAAAAGGCGCAACACGGAAAGAUUUUCGUAGGUGGACUUACUCCCGACAUCACGGACGAUGAUAUCAAGACGCAUUUUGGUCAAUAUGGAACAGUCGUGGAGUUACAGGCUCCAUUUGACAAGACAAAAAAUCAACGCAAGGGUUUCUGUUUCGUUACCUUUGAAUCGAGAGACGUGGUCUAUAAGCUAUUAAAGAUUCCAAAACAAAAAAUCAACGGCAAGGAAGUUGACGUGAAAAAAGUCAAGGUCAAUCCCGAUCCAAGGGCUCAAGGAUUUUGGGGACCCGGAUUUGGCUAUGGCGGCUAUGGCGGAGGUUACGGUUACAUGAGCGGCGAUGGUUUCAACGGUUAUCAUGGCUACGAUGAUCCGUACGCAAACUAUGAUUACGCUGGCUAUGAGGGCUACGAGAAUAUGGGAUACGGUCAUAUGCCAGGUAAACCAAGAAAUGGACCAGGUGCUGGUCCACGCCAAUUUCAGAGACAUCAACCAUAUUAAUUAUCAUGGUUUUAUGAAUUUUUUUCUCUAAAAAAGAACACGUGAAUUCUUUUUUUUUUUUGGCGUUUUAUGGGUAUAGUAGGAGGUAAAUCGACUCUGCUUUUUUUUGCUGUGCAGACUGAGCAGAGAAUUCCUCCAAAAAAUAGUCCCUUAAAAACAAAAAAUGAAAAAAAAAUAAAUAAAUAUCGUGCGCUGUACAUUUACUGUAAAGCUGACAAAAGUUUUAAGUAUAUAUUAAUAUUAAACCCGGUGUUGCCAAUUUAAUUCAUCUUGGUCAUUUGUACGGUUCGCAGUUCUUCCAGAAAAGUAUCCUUCCAACUUUUCGCAAAAGGCACUGUUCGUUUUGCCUCCUAUUAUACUAAAAAGAAAAUAAUAAAAAAAAAUGAAAAAAAAUUCAAAAACUGUCCUAUUUUUAUAUGUACAAUGGCAGGAAUGCGAAAAUUUAAAUCUUUAAAAAAAGGAAAUUUUACUUCAUAUUAUACAUUUCCCCCCUCCCCCCCGGUUGUAGAAAGUUUAAUCAACUUUAUUGCAUGAUACCUGCCCGAGCAUAAUUUAUAUAGAAAAAAAAAUGAAUUUACAGAAAAGGAUACCAGUUAAAUUUGUCUCCAUAUUUUUGUUUCUUUUCUUUUUUUAAUUAAGUACUAAUUUGUACAUGUAAUAAUUUAAUACUCUACUGUUAGUAAGAACCCUUAGAUGCAUCAGUGUUACUUGCACGUCAAGAAUAAUCGAGUUUAAGUGAACCGUACUCGACAUAGAUCUGUACAUAAUUAGAGUUUUGUACGGUCUACGUACGAGAGAGAGUGAGAGAGAGUGAGAGACGCUCCUCCAAGGUUCCUAGAACCUUGUUGUUUUAUUAUUCUUCCUUUUUCAAAAUAAAUAAAUACAAAAAAAAAUAAAGAUUGUAAUAACAUUAUAUAUUCUCCUGUAAUUGUUAAUCUCAAGUUAAGGGUUCUAACUUUUAAGAAUAUAAACCGAGACGUGGAUAAUCACGUUUCCACGUGAUUAUUUACAUCUCAUUUAUUAUUUUUCAAUCUGCGUGUACAACGCGCAAUUAUAUUAUAUAUGAAUUAGAUAUUUACAUUUAGGAAUUAGAAAAAAAGUAAAAAUAUUUCAAAAAAAAAAAAUAAAUAAAUAAAAUAAAGUGUAUAAUUAAAAUAUGAACUUUUGCGGCAUCGACAUAACGCAACAGCGAGAGAGAGAGAGAUAUCAAUCUUUUCGAAAAACUAAUUUGACUUUUAAUGAGACAAAAAAAAAAAAAAAAAAAAAAUAAGAGACAGGAAAAAGAAAGUAAAAUACUCUCUACUACUCACGCGUUGCUGUUUUGCCUAGUGCUGUGUGAAAAUGAUACGAAUAUGGCGAUAAUAUUAACACCGUAUGAAAAUCCAACAAAAAAAAAAAUAAAGUUUUUCUUGAGUCAAAAUUUAAAUAAAAAAAAAAUGGACUGGUGAAACGCUCAUGGCAGAACUGGCCUGGACAAUUUUUUAACCAUUUCUUUCGCAUUUGUAACUAUAAAUUAUAUAACAAGCCCUUUAAAUGAUAUGAAGAUUAUUUCUUCAUAUCGCGCAAAGUCUAGUUAUCGUAUAUAUAUAGCAUAUCACUGUUAGUGAUAGAGGCCAUAGUAUACCUUACAAAUAGGUACACUUACGAUUUAAAUGAUUUAAACACUUUUUUUUGAGUAAAUAAAGGCCCAGAAUACUAAAAAAAAUAAAUAAAAACAAAAAAUACCCUAAUAAGAUCUAAGACAAAUUAUUUUUUUGGCAAUUGUAGCAUUUAUUAAAUUUAACAAACUCAGAUGCAUCUCAAUUGUAUCAGAAGUUUGUGCAUCGAUACAUUUUGACACCUUGUUUCGGACCUAAUCUUUUUUUUUUAAAUUAUACAAUAAUGAUGAAAAAAAAGAGGAAAAAAAAGCGAAUUCACAAAAGUAUUAGCAGUUUGGCUUAAAGGGAAAAAAGUUUUUAAUUAUCAAUUAUUGAAAAAAAAAAUAAAUAAAUAUAAAGUUGUAAUUCUGGAAGAUUUUAAGCCAGGCUAAAGGUGCUUUUGAAUUUAAAUCUGUAUACUAUGUAUACUGUAUUUGCUGUGUGCGAGACAAAUAUAGAUUUAUAAAAAAGAGAGAGAAACAGUGUGUGGAACAAAAGAAAAUAUGACGAAUAUUUUGUUACUAUUAAUACUAUUCGCUUGUUUCACCCAUGACACAGUGUAUAUUUUAAUUAUAAACAAAAAUAAAAGGCCCAUUAUCUCCGACGCCAUUAUAUUAUCGA